Messenger RNA from Zea mays, 1770 nucleotides. RefSeq lists its product as uncharacterized. The transcript has 7 exons. The record is from RefSeq and is a predicted model, not a curated record. The coding region runs from base 217 to 1167 and encodes 316 amino acids. NCBI's taxonomy places the organism in Eukaryota, Viridiplantae, Streptophyta, Magnoliopsida, Poales, Poaceae.
AGAGAUCAGGUAUUCUGGUUGCCAAAAAAAAAUCUGAAGUUGUGGAGCUGAGAAAAGGACGGUGCUAAGCUACAACCACCCACUGCCACACCAUGCGCACCCCCAACCCAAAAGAUCCUGCUUUUGCUCACGCUUAUCACCACUCCCAUCUCCAUCCAAAACCAUAAAAAAAACCAGUGCGAGCUGAAGCAUCCAGGCUCUGGAAUCAUCGUCGGGAUGUCUGUGCCAGCAUCAGCCCAGGUGCCUCACACCAUACGAUCUGCUGGGAGCUGCUGCUUCAGGUCGUCGCAUCAACUAUCUGCGCAGAAUCUGGGCCGACAUCGCAGGUGGCGGGGGACCGGAAAGAAGAAGAUCCUUUCCACCCGUGGCGUGCUUGAGUCCAGAAACGGCGCACAUCCUGGUGGCCUUAUGAAGAGAAGGAAGGUCGUGGAGCACAUCAUCCUGCUCAGAGCCAAGCCCAACAUCUCAGACGCUGAAGAGAAAGACAUGCUGGACUACCUAUACACAUCGCAGUACCAGAUGCGAGGGAUACUCGCGGUCUCGCUAGGCCGCAUCGAGGACCCCAACAGCGACAACUUCACGCACGCUGUGUUCAUGCGUUUCCAGCAGAAGCAAGACAUCGCGGAGUUCCAGAGUAACGCGUACUACUCCAAAGUUGUCGACGAGCACGUAAAGCCCGUUUCCUAUAUUUCGAGUCCGAGGUGGAAGACGACAUUAUACCUCUCUUUCGCAGGGGAGAGGUAUGGCCAUGGCCUAAAUCGAUCGAUACCGUUCUUUCUUUUUUCUUUUUCUUUUCUUUUUUUGGCAACAGAAAGAAGAAGAAAAAUGUGGCAGGAUUUUAACUACGGCGUCGAGUUUAUGCUGCUGGUGUCUUUCUUGAAGACUGCGUCUAGAGAGGCAACGGAGGACGCAUUAGCGUCUCUUGACAAGUUGAUCAGCCAAUGCAGCGCUUCUAUUGUGCAGGCAACAUGUGGCUGCUGUUUGGAUCGUCCGGAUAACGGGUACAGUCAUGCUGCAGUAAUCCGUUUCCCAUCAUCUGAUGAGUUGAAGCUGUUCAGGGAGAGCGAGGAGUACAAGGAUAUGUGGGCGUCCAAGUUCCGCCCGAUCGUGGAGAGAUCCCUGCACCUGCACUUCACCGUUGACCCCGUGGGGAACCAGCUGAUGUAGACCAACCGAGUGGUCAUCCCUAUACAUGGGACCAAGAGCAUCUGUACUGUACAGUGUAAAACAGAGAGAUGGGGUAAUAUAGAGGAUACCGAUAGGGUCAACAAGUGCCAGUGCUCGGUUACAUUACAUCACGGCAAAAAAAAAACAAAAAAAACAAGAGAAAAUAGCCUCCCUUGUCGCUCAGGAGCUCAGAUAGAUAGAUAGACAGAUAGAUGCUGAGCACCGACCGAGUUGAGGUCCCUCUUGAGAGUUCAGUUGUGCAGCGGGUUUGACCCCUGCGGCACCCUUCUCUUAGCCUCGGACAGAUCCUGCACCUGCACGACUCGCCUCCAGCCAAGUUUCUGUUGACCGUGCUGCCUGAAAGACGACGUCCCCUCGGCGUCGGAUUCCGGAACCCGUCGGCCGUGGCAGAAGAGGCCUCUCUGCUCUGCUCCCAGGAGCGAGACUGUGAGCACUACUACUACCAUGAGCCUGACCAAGCUUUGUUGCGGCAAUCCCAUGCUUUUUCAGGCAGGGUUUCAACAGCACAAGUUGGAGAUGGCAAGGGACGGUAGUUUGUAAUACAUCACGCACAAGCAACGGAAUAAAGAUUUUAUAUACGCA